Messenger RNA from Selaginella moellendorffii, 2221 nucleotides. RefSeq names its product pentatricopeptide repeat-containing protein At2g13600-like. Gene Ontology annotation, molecular function: protein binding; RNA binding. Lineage: Eukaryota; Viridiplantae; Streptophyta; Lycopodiopsida; Selaginellales; Selaginellaceae. The record is from RefSeq and is a predicted model, not a curated record. The coding region runs from base 75 to 2150 and encodes 691 amino acids. The transcript is spliced from 4 exons. Gene Ontology annotation, biological process: RNA modification.
AGAUGGAGUAGAAAUUUCGAUGCGGCGAUGCCGCCGUCGCAAGGCGGCGCUACCGAUCAUCGGCCACAACAGAAAUGAGGAAGAUUUCUCUUCUCUGGAUUCGAAGAAGAAGAAGAAAGAAUCGAUCAUCCUUCACUAGUGGCGGCACUGAAAGCUUGCAGCGCCACCAAGGACCUCGAAUCCGCCAUUCGCCCGUGACCCAGGUCUCCAACGCGCUGAUAAGCAUGUAUGGGAAAUGCAACAGCAUGAUCGACGCGCGAUCCAUCUUCGACUCCAUGCCUCGUAAGGACCUGGUGUCGUGGAACUCUCUGGCUUUCGGCUACGCUGUGAAUGGAGAGCCAGGCCGAGCUCUAGAGAUCCUUGGAGCUAUCCAAGCAAGCGGUACCCUCCAGCCCAAUGCCCGGACGUUCCUUGCGGCGCUCUUGGCUUGCUCCAGUCUAGCCGACGAGGAGAUCGCCAAGCUCGUCGAUGGGAAGCUCUUCAAGUCUUCGUGCUUGGAAAGAACAGUGGCAAUUCAUCUCGACGCCGGGAAGCGUGGCUGCCUCGACGUUUACGUAUCAACUUCGCUGGUCGAUCUCUACGCGAAGUGUGGCAGCGUGGUGGAGGCUGCCCGGGUUUUCCACAGGAUGCCGAGCCACAGCGUCGUCUCCUGGAGCACGCUCAUACAGGGAUACGUAGAGAACCACGAGAACGAGGUGGCGCUGGGUUACUACGAGCUUAUGGGAGAUUCGAGGAUUCCACCCGACUGCCGGACUCACGUCGCUGCUCUGAUGGCUUGCUCGAGCUUGGCUCUGCGAGAGGAAGGCCGGGAAGUCGAUGGAAAGGUGGUGAAGACGCAGGCGCUGGAGAAGGGAAUGGCUGUUCACUCUCGGAUUGACAAGCUCGAGUGUGCAUCGGACGUGAUCCUGGCAAGCACGGUGGUCCAUUUCUAUGCAAAGUGUGGGAGGCUGGAGGACGCCGGCGCAGUGUUUGAGGCAAUGCUGCGGCACGACGAGAUCUCCUGGAACACUCUGAUCAUGGGAUACGUGGAAAACGGGAAGUACGAUCUAGCUUUGGAGCUUUUCUCGAGAAUGAGGCUGGAGAAAUGCUCGUCUAGUCGAGCGACUGUUGCUGUUCUCAUGGCCUGUGCGAGUUUAGCAGCGAGAGAGCAAGGCAAAGAACUGGACGGGAUGUUUGUGAAGGCGGAGUGUUUGCAGAAGGGGAUGGAAAUCCACAGGGAAGCUGUAGUCAGUGGCUGUGACUCGGACGGCUUCGUGGCAAGCUCGCUGGUGGAUAUGUAUGCCAAGUGUGGAAGCAUGAAGGAUGCUCGAGCGGCUUUUGACAGGAUGGCCUAUCACGACGUCGUGUCGUGGACAACAUUGAUACUAGGAUACGCAGAGAAUGGUCUGGGGGAACUGGCUCUGGAUCUCUUCUCACAGAUGACUUCCGGGGCUCCAAACCAUCUCACGUACGUUGCUGCGCUGGUGGCAUGCGGGAACUCAUCAGCUCUGGACAGUGGAAGGAAGAUCCACAGCAGGAUACUUCGUUCGGGGCUUGAGACCGAGGUGGUCGUGGAGAGCAGCCUAGUGGAUUUCUACUGCAAGUGUGGCAGCAUGGACACCGCCGAGAGUGUGUUCUUGUCAAUGCAGACGAAGAGAUUGGUUACUUGGAGCGCGUUGAUAGCAGGAUAUAGCAGGCAAGGUGAUACACUCCCCGUGUUUGAUCACUUUCGGAAGCUCCGGGACGAAGGCUUACAACCAAAUGGGAUCACAGUUCUGUCCGUUCUCACCGCUUGCAGCCAUGCCGGGCUAGUUGACAAGGGGAAGAAGAUCUUCGACUCAAUGCUCGCGGAGUUUGGCGUGAAGCCGGAGAUCGACCACUAUCACUGCAUAAUCGAUCUUCUGAGCCGGGCCAACCGUCUCGAAGAGGCAGUCGAGCUUGUGCAAAGCUUGCGUUGCGAAGACAGCUAUUUGGCAUGGACAACCAUCUUGAGUGGAGCUUGCAAGUGGAACAACUUACAGGUUGGGGAGAAGGCUUUUCAGUCUCUGAUGAAGCUCGAGGAUCGAGAUGACGAUGCUGCUUGCGUGCUUAUGGGAAACCUCUAUGGACGUGCUGGGCUCUGGGAGAGGCGUGCUCAAUUACUCGAGUGCAAUGCUAAGAGAAAGAACUGAAGUUUAUACUUUUAAGCUCCGAGUGGUCAGCUCGUCGGCAUCAUCAUCGUCGUCCUGGUAAACCUUGCUGA